AUGCCAGACAAAGGACAAUGGAAAAGUGCGGAGGAUCCCAAAUCCGGGAAGACGUACUAUUAUCACACUGUGACUCGAGAAACGCAAUGGCGCAAACCCCUGGAACUUGCUAGCGACGAAGAGAAACGCAAAAUGGCAGAGAAGGAGGCAAAGCAAAUGGAUUUCUUUGCGGCGAUGGAGGCUAAUAUCCUCAACUCGUUGUCUCAAGGCGUUCUGCCAGGAUCAGGAACAGAAAACGAAGUUCAACGACUCGCAAGCCGCAAACCUUCUCAUAGGGAAGGCCGACCUGCACUGGAACGAACUAUUAGUGCCAUGGACGAAAGCGUGCUCAAGGAUUUGAUUCGUCGGCAACCUUCUAUUCAUCAAACGAAAAAGGUAGAAUCCAUACAGUCUACAGUAUCCUCGUUAGGAGGUUUUGAAUCUAUCAUCCGUCAGCCUAGCCGUCUAGCGUCAGUGAAUGAAAUGUUUAACGAUCUCCCAGAUGAAGAAAGUAACAACUCUGAAGAUAACGCAGACUUUGAUGGAAAUGCGUCGAACCGGAGUGAUGGAGGGGCACUUAACGCAUCGACUUCUGGAUUUGGUCUCAGUUGGGGGGAGACUGCAGCAUUGAAGAAGUUGGGAGCAAUUGCUAAGGAAAUGAAGGAUGCCGGGGAUGAAAAGGCCCCCAACAAAACCCACGAUAUCAAGGUCGAAGGAAAGGAUACUUCCAAGAUAUCUGCAUCUCCUGUGCUUACCAACGGCACUCGAAGGACGAAAUCCGAGGGUGUUUUUCAGAAAGCGAAGAACAUUGGUGGCCGGGAUCUUGACUUUGAUCCUUCCGAUUCUGAUGACGACGACGAUGGAGAUGAUGCUGAUCGACCUACCGUCAGACGUCACAAUACAUGUGGAACUAUGUAUCUGAAAACCACAAUGUCUGCACCAGAUGUUGAUGCUACAAUCAAGUGUGUCUGUGGUGUCUUCCGUACUCACAUACUGACUUCCGAACUCGUGGAUCCGGAAACAAUAAACGAGUAUGAAAUUUUCAAUGACCUCCGUGGCGGCAGUAGCAGUGGAAAUACUGCACCACCAUCAUUGGAUGUAGUCACCACCUUUUAUCGUGAUAUAUUCUUGAAGGCGCAAAUGGAGUCGGACUGUAUUAUCAUGUCUUUAAUUUAUGUGGAAAAGCUAAUCAAGCGAACAAGGGGAGCACUCCGCCCUCGGGCUUCAAACUGGAGAUCUCUCAUCUUUAGCUGUAUGAUUCUCUCGAGUAAGGUUUGGGAUGACUUGUCAAUGUGGAAUGUGGAUUUCAGCCAAUCUUGUCCAAAGGGAGUGAGCUUCCCACUUCAGCGCAUUAACGAUCUGGAAAUCAAUAUUCUCAAAGCGUUGGGGUUCCAAGUGAAAGUUCCUGCCAGUGAAUAUGCCAAAUACUACUUUUUGCUUCGCUCGAUGAUUAUCAAGAGCGGUCUGGGAGGUGAUGAAAUGACGAAUGUGCUUGAUGUGGAAGGUGCACGACGCCUACAGCAUAUGUCGUCACAGUUUGAGUCGCUUUCAACCAACAGCGCCAGAACUAGCUUCGAAGCUGGAAACCGAGCUCAGAGUUUGAACCCAAAUAUUCUCGGUAAAAACACCAAGGAGAGAAAGAGUGUAAAAAUGGGUCUGGAGCACAUAGUUGAGAUGUAA
Molecule: messenger RNA, 1659 nt
Organism: Cylindrotheca closterium
Lineage: Eukaryota; Bacillariophyta; Bacillariophyceae; Bacillariales; Bacillariaceae
Source: the annotation of a GenBank genome assembly